UUUAACUACACUGAAAGCAGCUGAUCAAAGUGUUCUUUGUUUUUCUUUUUGAUGUUCUGGGGAUUGAUUAUUUAUUUGUAUAAUAUCCACUUGAACUAAAUUAAAGAAAACCCAGUAAUCAUAGUAUCAGCUGAAGCAGAGAGAAAUGGAGAGCACGUUGAAGGAGAUGAGAGGUGGUGAAUCAGUACUUGACUUGUCCCCCAAAGCCACCGUCGGUGGCGGUGUUGAGGAUGUUUACGGUGAGGAUUUUGCCACCGAAGAACAACUUGUCACCCCUUGGACUUACUCUGUUGCAAGUGGAUAUUCAUUGUUGAGGGAUCCCCAUCAUAACAAAGGGCUUGCAUUCACCGAGAAAGAAAGGGAUUCUCAUUACUUGCUUGGGUUACUGCCGCCUGCUGUUGUCACUCAACAGCUUCAGGAGAAAAAAUUGAUGGAUAACCUCCGGAAAUAUGAAGUUCCACUGCAAAAAUAUAUGGCCAUGAUGGAACUUCAGGAAAGGAAUGAAAGACUGUUUUACAAGCUUUUGAUUGAUAAUGUUGAGGAGUUGCUCCCAAUUGUUUAUACCCCAACUGUAGGUGAAGCUUGCCAGAAGUAUGGAAGCAUCUUUAGGCGACCGCAGGGUCUUUAUAUAAGUUUGAAAGAGAAGGGAAAAGUUCUUGAUGUUUUGAAGAAUUGGCCUGAAAGGAAUAUUCAAGUUAUUGUUGUAACUGAUGGUGAGCGUAUUUUGGGACUUGGGGAUCUUGGCUGUCAGGGGAUGGGAAUUCCUGUUGGGAAAUUGUCUUUGUACACAGCACUCGGAGGGGUUCGUCCUUCAGCGGGUUUACCAGUGACCAUCGAUGUGGGCACAAAUAAUGAGCAGUUGUUGAAAGAUGAGUUCUACAUUGGACUUAGACAAAGGAGGGCAACCGCACAGGAAUACGCUGACUUGCUACACGAGUUCAUGAGUGCUGUCAAGCAGAACUAUGGGGAAAAAGUUCUUAUACAGUUUGAAGAUUUUGCAAAUCAUAAUGCUUUUACAUUGCUUGCGAAAUACGGCACAACCCACCUUGUCUUCAAUGAUGAUAUACAGGGGACGGCAUCCGUUGUUCUUGCUGGGGUUGUCGCUGCAUUGAAGUUGAUUGGUGGUACUCUAGCUGACCACAAAUUCUUGUUCCUUGGUGCCGGGGAAGCUGGGACUGGUAUAGCAGAGCUUAUAGCUCUCGAGAUGUCAAAGCAGACAAAAAUUCCUGUGGAAGAGACCCGUAAGAAAAUCUGGCUUGUGGACUCAAAGGGACUGAUUGUUAACUCUCGCAAAGAAUCACUUCAACACUUCAAGAAACCAUGGGCUCAUGACCAUGAACCUGUUAAGGAUCUAUUAGGUGCUGUCAAGGCUAUCAAGCCAACUGUUUUGAUUGGGUCAUCUGGAGUCGGAAGAACUUUUACGAAGGAAAUUAUCGAGACUGUAACCUCCUUCAAUGAGAAACCUCUUAUUAUGGCUCUCUCCAACCCGACCUCACAAUCUGAGUGCACUGCUGAAGAAGCUUAUACUUGGAGUCAGGGCCGUGCAAUUUUUGCUAGUGGAAGUCCAUUUGAUCCUUUCGAAUACAAUGGCAAAGUUUUUGUUCCUGGACAGGCCAACAAUGCUUACAUUUUCCCCGGAUUUGGUCUGGGUUUGGUCAUCUCCGGAGCAAUUCGUGUGCAUGACGACAUGCUUUUGGCUGCCUCGGAAGCCUUGGCUAAACAAGUAUCUGACGAAAACUACAAUAAGGGCCUUAUUUAUCCACCAUUCUCUAACAUUAGGAAAAUUUCAGCUAAUAUAGCUGCUAACGUUGCUGCCAAAGCAUAUGAACUCGGUGUGGCAACUCGUCUCCCCCGUCCUGCCAAUCUUGUGAAGUAUGCCGAGAGUUGCAUGUACUCGCCUGUCUACCGUAGUUACAGGUAGAUUUUCGUGCACCAUUUUCGUAUAUAAUAGCUUCAUCUUGAAGCUCAUGGGAUGCUGUAUAUGUUGUCUCUAAUAGACCAAAAAGUAUGACUUGGGUUGUGGAAUGUUUACUGUCACGAGUGUUUGAAAAUGUUGUAUUAUUAUGUUUUUGAAGCAGACUUGAGAGUGUUUCUAUGUUCAUGUUUUAUAAUUAAUUAAUAAUACUUCUAUCUACACAAAUUUACUUUUA
Molecule: messenger RNA, 2150 nt
Organism: Gossypium raimondii (Peruvian cotton)
Lineage: Eukaryota; Viridiplantae; Streptophyta; Magnoliopsida; Malvales; Malvaceae
Product: NADP-dependent malic enzyme
Exons: 19
Coding region: 146-1921 (591 amino acids)
Biological process (GO): malate metabolic process; pyruvate metabolic process
Cellular component (GO): chloroplast
Molecular function (GO): malate dehydrogenase (decarboxylating) (NADP+) activity; malate dehydrogenase (decarboxylating) (NAD+) activity; NAD binding
Source: RefSeq, a predicted model, not a curated record